AUGGAGGCUAUCCUGCUUCGUGGGCCGUUGGAUCAAUCGAUUUCCCCGCACAAAUCCCAAAUUAGAAACCCUAGCAACAUCCGCCGCCCUUUCAUCUCUAUGCCCUCUGAUAGUUUUCCGCCGCCGGAUUCCCACACAAUCGGCGGCCUUUUCCGUGCCCAGCCGCCGUUUCUAUCCCACUCGUACCCUCCCUACCAAGCCCACCAGCCGCCGCUGCUCCCCCUACCCUCCGCCUCCGGCAGCAGAAAGCCCAAUAACGGCGGCGGCCGGACCAGAGGUCCCUCCCUCACCCCCAAUAAGUCGAAAUUCCCCAGAAAGGAAGCCGUAAAACCCUACCGGAACGCUGCUAACGGGUCCCGUUUGGCCUCGUCAUCAGGUAAGAUCGUUGAUUAUGGUGCUGAUUAUUGUGUAGGUGCUAACGGUUUUUGUUCAGCGGGAAGUGAUCCGGGGGCCGGCGCGUUCUCUGGGUCGGCUGCGUUUGGGACCUCACCGCCUCCCAGCAGCCUGCCCCUGCCGACCUUUACCCUGAGGCCGAAGCUUGCAGCCUGCCGAGCUGAGGUCGCCGCUGGGAUUGACGCCGGAGCCACCGACGAUCUCCGGCGACUGCUCCGCAUCCGGUGA
Messenger RNA from Striga asiatica, 621 nucleotides. The record is from the annotation of a GenBank genome assembly. NCBI's taxonomy places the organism in Eukaryota, Viridiplantae, Streptophyta, Magnoliopsida, Lamiales, Orobanchaceae.